This is a messenger RNA of Oldenlandia corymbosa var. corymbosa, 4185 nucleotides long. The record is from the annotation of a GenBank genome assembly. Lineage: Eukaryota; Viridiplantae; Streptophyta; Magnoliopsida; Gentianales; Rubiaceae.
UUUUUUCCCAAUUUUCCUGCGGUUUGACUAUAUCAUUAGCCACUCUUGAGAUUUCCCAGUCCAUCACUUCUCUCUCUCCCAGAGUCUCCCUCCAAACCCUUCUGGGGUUACUCUUCCCCAAAUCCCCCCUUUAGGGUUUUCAGAUUCAUCCCAAUUUUCCCCAAAUUCAACCCUUUUAAAGAUAAAAAAUUUUCAUUUUUUUUUUAAUUCAAUUUUUUGAUUACCUAACCGUAUAGCUGUAGUAAUUGGAGUUAAUUUGAUUGUUUUACGAUGAAGCUGAUCGAAGAGGAAAUCACUUCUUGCUUUGAGGAUCGCAAGUUGUUUCCUCCGGGUUUCCGAUUCCAUCCCACCGAUGAAGAGCUGAUUCUGUACUAUCUGAAGAGGAAGAUCUGCCGGCGGCGGCGCAGGAUGGACGUCAUCACCGAGACCGACGUCUACAAGUGGGACCCUGAAGAGCUUCCUGGUAUGUGGUUUACGCUCUGAUUCUGUUUUUCUGAUGAAUUAUUUUUUAAGUUGGGUCCGUUUAUAAUUCAUGGGCUGUUGACGUUGACUUAAUCGUAUUAGCAUCCUUGAUUGCCUGCUUGAGUCUGUGGUAUAAAUUUCUUCAUUUGGAAUCCUGUCUUUUUUCUGUAUAUGCGAAUCCGACGGAUUCUUGUGCUUUUUAUGUUUAUGUGAUCUGAUGGAUGAUUGUGUAUUUGUGUUUAUGUGAUCCUGAUUGGUUUAUAAGGGGUACAGUGUUGUCUUUGUUAUCUCACUUUUGCCUGUAUGCUUUCUAUUUGCAAUUCUUUUUCCUUUUUCCCCUCCACGAGGGGUCCUUUGUAGUUUGCAGGUGUUUGUGUUUGGAGUAAUGGUUUGGGUUGUCUGUUAAUAGCUGAUUUGGCCCCUUUAGAUUAUUAAUGUGUUGUUUCUCUUUGAAUUGGUAUUUUGCAAGUCCAAGUGAGGUUUGUUGGGAUGAUGGUGUUCUUUGAUUGUAAAUCCUGUGGUUCAACAUCUGUUGGAUGAAUUGUUCAUGAUUUAUCUCAGUAUUUGGUCGGGUAUGAAUGGAGUGAUUUUUUCAGGCUACAAUUUAUAAUAGUUUAUAAUAGAUGAAACAGGAAUAGGGAAACCAAUGAUUAUUUUGUUGUCUAUGAACAGAUACCCGUAUGUCAAAUCAAUGGCUUUUCUCCCAGCCUCCUGUUUUUUUAAUUAAUUGCUUAAAUGAUAAAGGUUUGGUUUUCUGUAUCUCACUUGUGGUUUGCCUUUGGAUUCUUUUGGAAAAUUAUUGUCAAAAGUUGCUGGCUACUGCACUUUCUGUUCUUCCUUCGGACAGAUAUUCUAUGCUUGGUUUUCUCCACAGUUGUUGAGUUUGCAGAUUAUGUCAGUGGCUUACUAUUUUGAACAUUAUACUGACCUGCCUUAUUUUAAUCGGUAUUGCAGGAUUGUCUAAAUUGAAAACUGGCGAUAGGCAGUGGUUCUUCUACUCUCCCAGAGAUAGGAAAUACCCUAAUGGAGGAAGGUCAAAUAGGGCAACAAGGCAUGGGUAUUGGAAAGCUACUGGAAAAGAUCGUAUUAUUACAUAUAAUUCUCGUGAUGUUGGAGUGAAGAAAACUCUGGUUUAUUACAAAGGUCGUGCACCUAGUGGUGAACGCACAGACUGGGUUAUGCACGAAUAUACUUUGGAUGAAGAUGAGUUAAGAAGGUGUGAGUCUGCAAAGGAUUAUUACGCACUUUACAAAGUGUAUAAAAAGAGUGGACCUGGUCCAAAAAAUGGUGAGCAGUAUGGUGCUCCUUUCAGGGAGGAGGACUGGACUGAUGAAGAAGUUGAAAACAAUGAACUUGUUAGCCAGGAGAUUUCUGUGAAACCUGUCGAUGAAGUUCCUGCUGUCGAUGAGGGCCGAGUGGAUCGUCAGGCGCAGUUCUCAAGUGAUCUUGAGGAGUUUGUGAAUAGGAUUGUUGAUGUGCCCCCUUUGUCAGUUGCUGACUAUGGUUUUGCUCUGGAGGAGCUUGCUAAUGAUGAGGAAGCUCAGAGUAAUCUAGUUGAUCUGUCCUCCCGGGAUAUUAGUUUACAUGAUCAAAGGAUUAUUCUUCCUCAAGCCCGUACACAGUACCAUGCACAAGGCAGCUUUGACUUUACCCAGUCAGGUACAUCUCAGUUGCAAUUGCAUGAGGCAUCUGAGGUGACAUCUGCCUCAAGGAGUCAGGUGCCGUACUCCGAUGCCGUGGAAGAUGAUUUCUUUGAAGUACAAGACUUUUUGGAGAUGGAUGAUCUUGUUGGUCCACAACCAUCUGUUCCAAAUUCUGGAAAAUCAAUAGAAACCCUGGACGACCUGGAAUUCAAUGAGUUUGAUGGGUUGGGUGAGCAUGAUUUGUACAAGGAUAUGCCUCCUCUGGGUUUCACUGGAUUGGAAGUUGGCCAGCAGGGGAAGAGUUUUCCACCUUACUUGAACAACCUGCAGAAUGAAGUUGCAAACCCUGUUUCAAAUUUUUAUUUCAACAACAAUACUGAGCCAGAGCCUGAGCCUAUAAGCUAUGAGCAGACAUAUUUAAGCAAUGCACAGAAUGCGACUUCCCAGCAGUGGUUACAUGAUCAAAGGAGCUUUGUCUAUACAGCUUCAGAAUCGCAUACGGGAACCAUUCCUCCAUCCACUUCAGGUAUGGUUUAUGAUGGUAACUUUUUGAAUCAUGGUUCUGGAGCUGAUAACAAUCAGAGUGGGCAACUGAACGAUGGUACAGACUCUUGGAUCUCUUCAGCUUUAUGGUCUUUUGUGGAGUCUAUACCGACCACUCCUGCUUCAGCUUCAGAAAGUGCGUUAGUGAAUCGAGCAUUUGAACGAAUGUCUAGCUUUGGUAGAGUAAGAAUAAAUAGCAGGAACACGAAUGUUGCCACAGGUGAUACCUUAGCAACUUCAAGAAGUUCCCGCAAAUGUAAGGGUGGAUUUUUCUGUUUUUCGUUAUUAGGUGUGAUGUGUGCAAUCUUAUGGAUGAUGGUAGGAACCUCUAUAGGAGUGUUGGGAAGGUACCUAUCCUGGUAGAUAACUGUGUAGAUGGAGAUUUUGUUUGCUUUGACCAGUGUUCCGCUGGAAGAAUCAAUAGAAGUAAAAGCUAGUUAACUGUAAUAACGCAUGUAUGUACAACCUGAAAUCUUGAUUUUCAAAAUUCAAAAAAAGAAGUGAAAAAAAAGAAAAGAAAAAGAAAAGGAAAUUCAAAAUUCCCAAUAUUUGUGUCAUUAAUGGGGUAUAUUUUGUUCUCGUUUUUUUUUUUUCGCUCAUGUUUAAGAAUCUCAUGGUUGGUACUACAAGUGAUAAGAUACUUAAGGCGAUACUACUUCUGUUUAACAGUUCGACUGCCUGCUUAUUUGGUUGGGAAACUUGGCUUAAUGUUGCUCCUGGUUGAGGACUAGUAGUAGUUGCUUUUGGCGACUGGUUCUCGUCUCCCUAACCUUUCUGGGAAGAUUACGCAGCUAAAUUUUUUAAGCUGCUCCAGCUUCUUGCAACUGCUAUAUUUUGCCUUACUACCGGGAGAUGUCAAUUUAACCAUGUUUAAUGCAAUAUAGCAUUGAGUUACAAUGGAAACCAUUUCUAUUGUAAAUGUAGCAGAUGAUUGUAAAUGAUGCUGUUGAUGUAGGGAACGAUGUUUUUGUAUGUAGUUUCUUCUUUAUGUGAGGGUGAUAUCUCCCUCAGCUCAAUUCUGGUACUACGAGUUCAAUCGUCAAAUGGUCAAUUUUUAUUUUUUUUUUCCCAUUCCUUGCAGUUAGACAGGUGGCGCAUGUGGAUGCCGAUUAUGAAUUUUCACUCCCAACUGUAACAAGUUUGAGGUAAUGUUACUACUCAUGCUUCAACCAGAUGUCGUAGAAUAUGGUUAAAUUUUAAGUCCAGGGUUCUAUUUCGCUCAUUGGAGAAGUUACUAUCAGGAUGGCAGCAAUAAAUUUGUAAUGCUCAAAGGUGGCUGGGAAUAAUCACACUUAGCGACGGUGAAUAUUACGAAAAUUUGAAAAAAAGAGUGAAGACAAGUUCAUCACAGAUGGAGCAAAUUUUACAUUUGCUUCAGUAACAACUCACUUCUGGAGUUUUGCCAUCAUCAUCGUGUACUAAAAUAUGUACAAUCCUUCGUAUAUUUUGACCACCGAUCAGUCGGAUUAAAUAUGUAUAAUAUCCUUGUUUAUUUUGGAAGCUUUAAAGGUUCUUUGUUUAUUAUUUUUUCAAUGAG